Messenger RNA from Malassezia pachydermatis, 294 nucleotides. RefSeq lists its product as hypothetical. The transcript has a single exon. Lineage: Eukaryota; Fungi; Basidiomycota; Malasseziomycetes; Malasseziales; Malasseziaceae. The record is from RefSeq and is a predicted model, not a curated record. The coding region runs from base 1 to 294 and encodes 97 amino acids.
AUGCCGCAGGCGGCAGGGGAGGAGCUAAUUCGUGACAAUUUUAUGCUUCAGACCCUAUGGAUUGAGCUGAAGGACAGCCAUCGUGCCUUUUUCGGUACGCUAGUCUGUGUGGAUACGCAUGGCAAUGCGAUUCUCCAGGAUGUCACAGAGUACCACAUGGAGCCAGACAAAUCGCCCAGGGAAGAGCGAUGCAUGCCACUGCUUAUGAUCCCGGGAAAACACAUUGAGCGUGUGGCCAAGCCGAGAGAGACUCAGCCCCGCUCUACGCUACGAGAUAUGGAUGUAUAUAUGUAA